Molecule: messenger RNA, 2057 nt
Organism: Xyrauchen texanus (razorback sucker)
Lineage: Eukaryota; Metazoa; Chordata; Actinopteri; Cypriniformes; Catostomidae
Product: brain-specific homeobox/POU domain protein 3-like
Exons: 2
Coding region: 26-1075 (349 amino acids)
Biological process (GO): regulation of transcription by RNA polymerase II
Molecular function (GO): RNA polymerase II cis-regulatory region sequence-specific DNA binding; DNA-binding transcription factor activity, RNA polymerase II-specific
Source: RefSeq, a predicted model, not a curated record
ACGACCCUCUCUCACCUCUGCCAUAAUGAUGUCCAUGAAUAGCAAACAGCCUUUUAGCAUGCAUCCGAUUUUGCACGAGCCUAAAUACACACCUCUACAUUCCAGCUCGGAAGCCAUCCGGAGAGCAUGUCUGCCCACGCCCUCGCUGCAGGGUAAUAUCUUUGCCGGCUUUGAUGAGACCCUGCUCCAGAGAGCCGAGGCGCUGGCGGCUGUGGACAUCGUCGCUCAAAAGAGCCAUCCGUUCAAGCCAGACGCCACUUAUCACACCAUGACUAGCAUGACGAGCAUGACCUGCACGCCCACGUCCUCCUCCGGGCACCUUCACCACCCGUCUGUGCUCACCUCGCACCACCAUCAUCCCCACCACCAACCGACACAGGGCCUGGAGGGAGACCUGCUCGACCACCUCACCGCCGGCAUUUCCCUCGGAGGCAUGCCAGGCUCCGACGUUUGCUCCACCGCUUCCCACCCUCACUCGCACAUGUCCGCAAUUAACCACAUGCAGCACCACCACCACCACCACCACCACCCGCAAAGUAUGAACAUGCACCAGCACGGCCUGGGCUCCCACACCUCUCUAGGCGUCUGUGGAGACUCUGAGCCUGAUCCCAGGGAGCUGGAGUCUUUCGCCGAGCGCUUCAAGCAGAGGCGGAUCAAACUCGGGGUCACGCAGGCCGACGUGGGGUCGGCUUUAGCCAAUCUGAAAAUCCCCGGGGUCGGCUGCCUGAGUCAGAGUACUAUCUGUCGGUUCGAGUCUCUCACUUUGUCUCACAAUAACAUGGUGGCCCUCAAGCCCAUCCUCGAAGCGUGGUUAGAGGAGGCGGAGAGGGCUCAGAGAGAAAAAAUGGCCAAGCCAGAGAUUUUCAACGGUGGGGACAAAAAGAGAAAACGCACUUCAAUCGCUGCCCCCGAGAAGCGCUCGCUGGAGGCUUAUUUUGCCGUCCAGCCCAGACCCUCGUCGGAGAAAAUAGCUGCCAUAGCAGAGAAACUGGAUUUGAAAAAAAAUGUGGUCCGGGUGUGGUUUUGCAAUCAAAGGCAAAAGCAGAAAAGGAUGAAGUUUUCGGCCACGCACUAGACCAGAAAUAUGUACACUACUUCAAUAAAUCCAAUCAUCAGACACAUGAGUGCACAGACAUUAUCGACAAAACUCUUCGGACCUGAGACGACAUGCUUCCAAUAAAGGAAUGGAAGCUGCGCGUGAACAUCCCAGAGACCGAAAGUGUACCAAACGUUUGUCAGGACAACAUAUCAGAAGGGAGAAGACAUGAUAAUAGACGCUCAGGAAGAGUGGAAAAUCAUCAACGAAACGUUGCAAAUAUUGUACAAAAAGAGAAGUGAAUAAUAAUGAUUAUUCUCUUAACUGAAAAUAACUAUUUUAUAUUCAUCUGUGUACAUAUGUGUGAAUACACUGCACCUCUUUGUGUGAAGAACGCAUCAAAAUUCAGUUUUUUAAGGAUAAAAAAAGAAAAAAGAAAAAAAAACCACUGUUGUGCGAAAGAUGUCCCAUUCUAUAAACUUUAGUGUUAUUCUAUAUGCUCCAGAAGAAAAUCAAGACGGUUCUGCUGUGACCCAUUGCAUGGUUUACAAGGCGUUAAGUGUUCUUUUACAGUUUUACAUUUUCAUUCGUAUUGAUUUAUUGCAAUAAGAGAGAACACGCACAGGCGAACGCACGUACACACGGAUAUACUACUUCGUAUACUUUUCUGUGUCUACCUCAUGACUCUUGACGUCUUGACACAUCCGUGGUCGUUUUGGAAAUAGUACAUAAAAGCUAGACUUUUAUAGUUUUUGUUUUGACACCUUUUUUAUUUAUUUAUUUUUAGAUAGAAAGCAUAUUGUGUUUCAACUAAUUUCACGUCAAUGAUGCUUUGACAAUCAAAUUAUUUACAAUAAUUAUGUUGUAAAGUUGGCCCCUGUACUGUAUGUCUUCGCUUUUAUGUUAUUGUUAUUAUUAUUAUUAUUAUGACUACAUUAAGUUUGUAAAUGGGAAUGAUUCAUUGCACUUUGUAGAUAUUAUUCCGAUUUGUUAUUUGUUGGGCAUAUUUAUAUUUCUACUG